CGGUGAGUAUAAAAUUAGAGUGAGUGGGUGUAGUGUUCCGGAAAAGUUGGGAUGGCAGUGGCAGCUGCGGUGAGGUGGUGCAAUCCUUCCCCGUUUGUGAUUGGAUUUGGAGGUCGCAAAUCGAAAUUGGAGAAGGCGGAAUCCCCUGGAAUCGGAAUCAGAAUCAGUGCGCUCUUCUGGAAUUGGGAAUUUGGGAAUAGAAACUCCCUCUCAUUCUCCUCCUCCACGCAAAAGCAGCAGCAACAACAAUUCACUUUCACUUUGAGAGAUAGAGACGCAUACACAGCUAUUUGUAAUUGUAAAGUGAUAACAGUCUCAUUUGCAUCUUCAAUCUCUGACGUUCCGUCCUCCGAAUGGGACGCUUGUGCUCUCGAUGCCACCGGCGCUGAUAAGUUCAACCCAUUCCUUUCCCAUGCCUUCUUAUCAACAUUAGAACACUCUCGUUCCGCUGUUAAGGAAACUGGAUGGAAACCUCACCACCUCGUUGCUAAGGAUGAAGCCAACAACGUUGUCGCUGUCGUCCCUCUCUAUCUUAAAACCCAUUCCUACGGUGAAUUUGUCUUUGAUCAUUCUUGGGCUAAUGCUUACCAUUCCUAUGGAUACAAGUAUUACCCUAAGUUACAAUCCUGCGUCCCCUUCACUCCUGUAACCGGUCCUAGGAUCUUGCUUCGUAACACCUCUUUCAAACACCAAAUCUUUGACAGUGUUGUCUCUGCAAUGAAGGAUCUCACUGCCACGUCCCAGCUUUCGUCAUUACAUGUUACUUUUCCCUCUGAAAAUGAGUGGCUCAAAUUCACUGAAAAAGGUUUCCUCCCGAGGAUUGGAAUGCAGUACCACUGGAAAAACCGUAACUACAAAAAUUUUGAUGAAUUCUUGAUGGACAUGAAGCAAAGUAAAAGAAAAAAUAUACGUCAAGAGCGCAAAAAGAUCUCAGCCCAGAACUUGAUUAUGAAACGGCUCCGGGGUUAUGAAAUAAAGGCUAGGCACUGGGAUUCUUUCUACACUUUUUACAGAAACACAACCGAUAACAAAUGGGGUAGUCCUCACCUGACAAGGGAUUUUUUUCACGAGUUGGGAUCAAAAAUGGGAGAUCACCUACUUCUUGUUGUGGCUGAAGAGGGUGAUGAACUAGUUGCUGGAGCCCUAAAUCUUAUUGGAGGAGAUACUUUGUUUGGGCGCCUAUGGGGGUGUCAACCACGAACUUACUACCCAAGUUUGCACUUUGAAGCAUGUUAUUACCAGGCAAUGGAAGCGGCAAUUGAACUCAACCUUAAAACAGUCGAGGCAGGAGCACAGGGCGAACAUAAGAUUCAGCGAGGAUAUCUUCCUGUGACAACUUUUAGCUGCCAUUACCUUAUUGAUGAAGAAUUUAGGAAUGCUAUAGAAGAUUUUUUAAUACGUGAAGCUUCUCAGGUGAAGCUUGUUAUGAAACUCUUGCAUGACUCUGGCCCUUUUAAGGAAGGUGUUAUGUAAAAGGUAAAUUAUCAGCGUAGUGUUUAGUAAUUAUGAUCUGUAAAUAUGCACAAGAUUUUUACCUAGUAAUCAUUAUAUUUUGCUAGGAAGUAUGUACAGUUGUGUAAGUGAGUACCAAUAUACACCUUUGCCAUUUGUUGCGAAGGUGACUGGUGCAUCUGUAUUCUGAGGGUAAUUCACUGAUAGCCAAGUGCUGCGUUCGUUACUAGUGAAUUAAUAACUAUCUGUGAUACUAUUGUUACAUUAAGCAAAGUGCAGACUGGCUGCGAUUUGCAACAUUAUAAAAUAAGAAUUUUG
Molecule: messenger RNA, 1770 nt
Organism: Abrus precatorius (Indian licorice)
Lineage: Eukaryota; Viridiplantae; Streptophyta; Magnoliopsida; Fabales; Fabaceae
Exons: 8
Coding region: 52-1473 (473 amino acids)
Source: RefSeq, a predicted model, not a curated record